UGGUGCUUUCGGUUUAGCCGGAAGAGCCCUGUGAGGUAGAAAGGCUGCAAGUCAGUGAGUUCUUCAGAAUAUAAUUUGCAUUCCGCGUCCUUGUGGGGAGUAUCUGAAAUCCUUCUGCCGGGAACAGAUUCUCUGGUAUUUGUGUAAUGAUUAAUGGUGAGGAUCUGUGACACCCAGGCCGUAUCUUGGUGUGCCAGCCGUGUACAUGCAGCUGAGAGAAGAGCGAGCUCUGUAAAACAGCCUUUAGUCGCCUCUCAAAAUGCUGCUAAGAGCGCUCUGCUGCUGCCUGUUCUUAGGAACCAUUUUGGUUACCGGUAAGGAAGAUAAAGGACAUAUAUCUGUUGUGCUUUUGGGGGCUACUGGAGACUUGGCCAGAAAGUACCUGUGGCAAGGGCUCUUCCAGCUUUAUCUGGACCAGGCAUCAGAAGAGCACACCUUCAGCUUUCAUGGAGCCGCUUUAACGCCACUGGAGAAAGGCCAAGGUCUGAUGUUUGAUAUUCUGAAGUCUCUGUCGUGUCCUGCGGAUGUCUUGGCAGACAGAUGCGCUUUGCUGAAGGACCAGUUUCUAAAGCUCAGUAGCUACAGGCAGCUGAAGACGGGAGAGAAUUACACGGCUCUACAUCAGGACAUUACUAAUUCCCUGUCUGAAGAAGGUCUCCGUGAGGCUGGGAGGCUCUUCUACCUAUCUGUGCCACCAUUUGCCUACGCAGAUAUUGCUCGGAACAUCAAUGCCAGCUGCCGGCCCACACCUGGAGCCUGGUUGCGCGUGGUCCUGGAGAAGCCAUUUGGCCAUGACUACGAGACGGCAAAGGAACUGGCGGGAGUUCUCCAGACGUUCUUCCGAGAAGAGGAGAUCUAUAGAAUCGAUCACUAUUUAGGGAAACAGACUGUUCAGCAAAUUCUGCCUUUCCGACGCAGAAACCAAAAGCAUCUGGAUCCCAUAUGGAACCGCCAGCACGUGGAUAGGAUAGAGAUUGUCAUGAAAGAAACAUUGGAUGCAAAAGGCCGCACUAGUUUCUAUGAGGAAUAUGGCGUCAUUCGUGAUGUCAUCCAGAACCACCUGACAGAGAUCCUGACUUGUGUUGCUAUGGAGGUGCCCCUAAACCUCAGUAACUCAGAUGAAGUUGUGCGAGAGAAGCUGGAGCUCUUGGGCUCUCUGGACAGCCUCGAGCACGGCAGCGCCGUUGUUGGCCAAUAUCAGGAUUACUUGACGCAAGUGAGGGAGGAGCUGGAAAAGCCGGCACAUUUCUUCACAAACACUCACACCUUUGCAGGUGUGCUGGUUCAUGUGGAAAACGUGAGAUGGGAUGGGAUCCCGUUCAUCUUAGCAUCAGGCAAAGCUCUGGAUGAGAGGACGGGAUAUGUGCGUGUUGUCUUUAAAGACCGCACCUUCUGUGUGCAGAAAGAGUUGAACAGAGAGCCUGAGAAAAGCCUGUGUGCGCCAAAACAGAUUAUUUUCCACAUUGGUCAUGGCGAGCUGGGGUUUCCAGCUAUCCUAGUCAGUAGGGGCCUUUUCAAGCCCAGCAUGCCAGCAAGCAGUAAAUGGAAGGAAGUUUCCGAGCUGCCACCAAUACAUAUAUUUGGGCAACCUCUUUCUGAUUUCUAUGUAUACAGUCCUAUUCACGAGAGAGAUGCUUACGCCGUUCUUAUAUCCAACAUCUACUGGGGAAGGAAGGAAUCUUUUGUCACAACCAAGAACCUUUUGGCUUCCUGGAGUUUCUGGACUCCACUUCUGGAUAUUUUGGAAGGCCAGUCACCUAGAUUGUACCCAGGAGGUUCAGAGAAUGGUCAGUUGCUGGAUUUUGUCAUACAGGAUGGUGGUUUACACUUUGUUUCAGAUCAGCACCUAGAGAUGGUAAAUGUGGGGCAGAAGGUGGAUAAUUUUGCUACUCUUAGUUCAAAGUUCCUUAAUAGCACUAUGGUGUCUGAUUGGGCUGAUCAACUAAUACAGAAACUUGCUAAUGAUAUACAGGAGGCAGCUAAGGAAGCAGUGAAGCGCUCUGGUACUUUCCACCUGGCACUGUCAGGUGGUUCAAGCCCUGUGGCUUUGUUCCAGAGGCUAUCCAGGUACCACCAUGGAUUCCCCUGGAAACAUACCCAUUUGUGGCUGGUAGAUGAGCGAUGUGUGCCAUUUUCAGACCCAGACUCCAACUUUGGGAGCUUAGAGAAACAUCUCCUGCAACAUGUGAGACUACCAUACAUAAAUAUUCAUCCUAUGCCAGUUAGCAAGAACCAGAGACUCUGCGCAGAGGAAGAUCUGGGUUCAGAAACGUAUGCCCAAGAUAUAUCUGCUCAUGUACUUAAUGCCAGCUUUGAUCUGAUUCUUCUUGGUUUGGGCACAGAUGGUCAUACAGCUUCUGUAUUCCCUGGCAGUAAAGAGGGGAUUACAGGAGAUAAACUUAUAGUCCUAACAGAGAGCCCCUCAGAGCUGCGACAGAGAAUGAGCUUCAGUCUCGCACUCAUUAACAAGGCGAAACGCGUUUCUGUUCUGGUACUAGGGAAAGGAAAACAUGACAUCAUAACGCUCAUUAGCAGAGCAAAAAAGAAUCCAACGAAGUGGCCAGUCACAGGUGUGAAUCCUACUUCUGGAAAACUAGUGUGGUACAUAGACUAUGACGCUCUACUGAAAUAAAAUACUUUUUGUACUGAUUGAA
Bombina bombina (fire-bellied toad) is the source of this 2654-nucleotide messenger RNA. It is a transcript of the gene H6PD, whose product is annotated as hexose-6-phosphate dehydrogenase/glucose 1-dehydrogenase. Lineage: Eukaryota; Metazoa; Chordata; Amphibia; Anura; Bombinatoridae. Bases 260 to 2632 code for a protein of 790 amino acids. Gene Ontology annotation, molecular function: 6-phosphogluconolactonase activity; NADP binding; glucose-6-phosphate dehydrogenase activity. The record is from RefSeq and is a predicted model, not a curated record. The transcript is spliced from 6 exons. Gene Ontology annotation, cellular component: endoplasmic reticulum. Gene Ontology annotation, biological process: pentose-phosphate shunt, oxidative branch; pentose-phosphate shunt; glucose metabolic process.